GCGAACGCAGAGCGCGCCAUUUAUAGGCGCCCAUCACCACACCCAUCCCUCUUCUUCAAAUGCUUAGCCAGCCAAUCGCACAGGCCCCCUGUUUCUUGUAUCUUCCUUCAUCGCUUCAGCAGCUCCGGUUCGUGGCUUUUCUUUUCUUGGGUGGGGAUAAGAUUGUGGCGUCAUUGCCGCCAUUACCCGCCCGGCCUCGCGUCGCGUCGCGGGCAGCAGUUUUGCCUUGCGCCGCCUCCUGCUCCUGUCCUUUUAAUUCUACUUGCUAUUUAUAAGGCAAGGUGAGUGCUUUGCUUUCCUGUCGCUGCGGCUCGUCUUCUUGCCGUGUUCUUCUCCUCCUUUCCUGUGGCUCCGGAGCUAGCUUGGUGCGUGCUCACAUGUCCGGCGUUGCCUGCGUGUGCUCAGCGAUCAUGUCGUCCGACAAGGUGGCCGCCAGGAAGGGCCGGCUCAGGCAGCGCUACGACAACGAGUACCGCCUCGUCGCAGGGUGCGUGCCGUACCGGGUGAAGAAGGACAAGGAGGGCAACCCGUGCAGCAGCCUCGGCGACGACGCGGCGGAGGUGGAGGUGCUCAUGAUCUCCACGCCUAACCGGGCCGACAUGGUCUUCCCAAAGGGCGGGUGGGAGGACGACGAGGACGUCUACCAGGCAGCAUGCCGCGAGGUCAUGGAGGAGGCCGGCGUCAAGGGCAUCAUCAACAGAGCUGCCUUGGGACACUGGGUGUUCAAGAGCAAGAGCAGCCAGAACAGCAACAGCCCCAGGGGAGCCUGCAAGGGCUACAUCUUCGCCAUGGAGGUCACCCAGGAGCUCGAGUCAUGGCCGGAGCAGGCCACCCACAGCCGGCGAUGGGUCUCCCCAGCCGAAGCCUACCAGCUCUGCCGGUACGACUGGAUGCGCGAGGCGCUCACGGCGCUGCUGGAGCGGCUAUCGGUGAUCGAGCUGGUGGAGGCGGCGCAGGAGCUGACCGACCAGGCCGGCAUGUACAUGAUGCUCCAGGCGACUUCAGAUGGCGCCGUUACGCUGUGCUGAUCAGAUGGUGGCUGCUGCUGCUGUGGAUAACUGAUGAACGUAGCUAGUAAUCUGCCUCCCCCGCCUUCAACUGCAAACAUGGCAACCAGAAGAAAACAAAAUCAGAUUCUCCAAUCAGUAAUCACUUGUUUAGACCACCUUCUCUUUUCUAAGAAGUUAGUGAUGAGGCUUCAGUACCUGUAAGAGUUGUCCUGUAACGUUGUCUCGUGUGGCACAACCAGUUGCAGCAAGCAUCAAGUAACAUGGAAUUGGUUCGCUUCAGAGGUCAGGGUGAAACAGCCCAUUUGCUUGAUCAAUCCAAUGCCGGCUGAUCACUGGGGGUUCCAGUGUAAUCCAAUGCUGCGGAGGGCAUGGUAGCCCAGUGGCAAGACUCAUGAGCAAGUUGAAGCCGACGGGGCUCGAUCCCCCAUCCCCGCACCCACCUCUUGUAAAAAGGCUCCAAUGAAGCCUCCGGGUAAAAGAGGUCCCGGUAAAAAAAAAAUGUUAAAAUGGGAUGACGACUUGUCCAUGCCUUGUGUCUGUAAAUGCCCUUAAUAUCCUUACAUGU
Molecule: messenger RNA, 1575 nt
Organism: Phragmites australis (common reed)
Lineage: Eukaryota; Viridiplantae; Streptophyta; Magnoliopsida; Poales; Poaceae
Product: nudix hydrolase 12, mitochondrial-like
Exons: 5
Coding region: 378-1028 (216 amino acids)
Cellular component (GO): nucleus; cytoplasm
Molecular function (GO): pyrophosphatase activity
Source: RefSeq, a predicted model, not a curated record